AUGGGUAUAACAUUCCCAAAGAUCUACAAUGUUCAUUUUGUAGCUCUAAUUGCCACUCUUGGUGGAACUCUCUUUGGCUUUGACAUCUCAUCUAUCGCCGCGAUUGUCACAUCGCAACAAUACCUCACGUUCUUCAACCACCCUGCCGGUGCCCUCCAGGGUGCCAUCGGUUCUGCCCUUGCAGCUGGUUCGGUUGUAGGCUCUGCUGUCGCCGGUCCCCUCUCCGACAAGAUCGGUCGCCGUGACUCGAUCUUUGUUGCCGUUUUCUUCUGGCUCAUCGGAACCUCAGUUCAGGUCGCCGCUCAGAACUCUGGCACUCUGAUCGCCGGUCGCGUUAUCAAUGGCUUUACAGUCGGUGUCACAUCCGCACAAGUUCCUGUGUAUCUUGCCGAAAUCGCCAAGGCGGAGAAGCGAGGUUCCCUCGUUAUUGUCCAGCAGCUUGCCAUUGAGUUUGGUAUUCUGGUCAUGUACUUUAUUGGCUAUGGCUGCACUUUCAUCGAGGGCACUGCGUCUUUUCGAACGGCUUGGGGCACCCAGUUCAUCCCCGCGGUUUUUCUUCUCAUUGGUUUGCCAUUCUUGCCACGCUCUCCUCGAUGGCUUGCCAAGGUCGGCCGUGAUGAGGAGGCCAUUCUGACACUGGCUCGUAUCCAGGCCAAUGGCGACAUCAACGAUCCCCUGGUUAUUGCCGAGUGGGAGGAAAUCUCGACCGUGCUCCGUGCUGAGCGUGAGACGGGUAAGGGCUGGAGGAAGUUCAUCAAGAAUGGCAUGUGGAAGCGUACCAUGGCCGGUAUGUCCGUCCAGGCUUGGCAGCAACUCGCCGGUGCCAAUGUCAUUGUCUACUACCUUACUUACAUCGCUCAAAUGGCGGGCCUGACCGGCAACGUUGGUAUGGUAACCUCCGGCGUGCAAUACGCCGUCUUUAUCAUCUUUACCGGCGUGAUGUGGCUGUUCAUCGACAAGACCGGCCGUCGCACCCUGCUCGUCUACGGCGCCCUCGGUAUGGGCUUCUGCCACUUCGUCAUCGGCGGCGUCAUGGCUGCCCACCACUACGACGUGCCUGAGGGCAUCGAUAACAACCCCAACGUCAUCUUCGCCGUGACCUCGGGCGCCCCAGCCAACACGGUCAUCGUCUUCUCCUACCUGCUCAUCGUCGUCUACGCCUUGACCCUGGCCCCGGUCUGCUGGAUAUACGCCGCCGAGGUCUGGUCGCUGGGCACCCGCGCCACGGGCAUGUCGCUCGCCGCCCUAUCCAACUGGGUAUUCAACUUCGCGUUGGGCAUGUUCACCCCGCCCGGUUUUGUCAAUAUCAAGUACAACCUCUUCAUAGUCUUCGGUGUCCUCUGCGUCGCCGCCUCCGCCUGGUUCUUCGCCUUCUAUCCCGAGACCUGCGGCAAGACUCUCGAGGAGAUUGAGAUCUUGUUCGGCCCCGAUGGUCCCAAGCCCUGGAAGACUAAGAAGGGCGAGUCCAGGCUCGGUGCCGAGAUCCAGGCCGUGCUGGAAAAGCACGGCCAUGAGCAGCCUGUCGCAGAGAAUGUUGAGGCGAAGGCUUGA
Messenger RNA from Truncatella angustata, 1551 nucleotides. Its product is annotated as general substrate transporter. The record is from RefSeq and is a predicted model, not a curated record. Gene Ontology annotation, cellular component: membrane. The coding region runs from base 1 to 1551 and encodes 516 amino acids. Gene Ontology annotation, molecular function: carbohydrate:proton symporter activity. Gene Ontology annotation, biological process: carbohydrate transport; transmembrane transport. The transcript is spliced from 3 exons. Lineage: Eukaryota; Fungi; Ascomycota; Sordariomycetes; Amphisphaeriales; Sporocadaceae.